Messenger RNA from Drosophila albomicans, 1824 nucleotides. It is a transcript of the gene HisCl1, whose product is annotated as glycine receptor subunit alpha-4. The record is from RefSeq and is a predicted model, not a curated record. The transcript is spliced from 5 exons. Gene Ontology annotation, molecular function: transmembrane signaling receptor activity; chloride channel activity; extracellular ligand-gated monoatomic ion channel activity. NCBI's taxonomy places the organism in Eukaryota, Metazoa, Arthropoda, Insecta, Diptera, Drosophilidae. Gene Ontology annotation, cellular component: membrane; neuron projection; synapse. Bases 361 to 1695 code for a protein of 444 amino acids. Gene Ontology annotation, biological process: chemical synaptic transmission; signal transduction; chloride transmembrane transport.
CGCCUUGAGCAGCGCACAGCUAACGUCUAUAUAACUCUUUUAUUUUUUUUGUUUGGUUUUGCCGUAUAAAAGUAAAGAAGAAUCGUCUUGCAUUUAUUAAAUUAUCCAAUAAAUUACAAUUGCAUGCGACAAAACUGCUUGAAAUGUUUCGACUACUUUUAAUCAGUUGAAUAAUGUCAUCCACAUUCACCAAACAAUGUGCGCUAAAAUUAUGAAUUUAAAUUUUCAAUUCAAACGUAAAAAACAAUACGUGAAACGCGCAAAACUAUGCAAUACAAAUAAAUUAAGUAAAUAGCCGUAAUAAAAAAAAUUGUUGAUUUAAACACAAAAACAACGUAACGGUGUGUUGGUGUGUUCAAAAUGCAAAUGCCAAACUCAUUUAGACAAUUGAAAAAGCAUCAUUUCAUGGUGGCCGUUGUAAUUUAUUUACUAAUAUUAGAGAAAUCAAUUCAACCAUGUGAUUGUGUUCACGGUUUCAGAAAUAAUACAGAGAGCGCUGAGCUGGUAUCUCAUUACGAAUCAAGCCUAUCGCUGCCAGAUAUAUUGCCCAUACCUUCGAAAACCUACGACAAGAAUCGUGCACCAAAGCUGCUGGGACAACCAACCGUUGUAUAUUUUCAUGUCACAGUGCUCUCCUUGGACUCUAUCAAUGAGGAAUCCAUGACCUAUGUGACGGACAUAUUUUUAGCACAAAGUUGGCGCGAUCCGCGUCUUCGUUUACCAGAGAAUAUGAGCGAACAGUAUCGCAUUCUAGACGUGGAUUGGCUGCACAGCAUUUGGCGUCCCGAUUGCUUCUUUAAGAAUGCCAAAAAGGUGACAUUUCAUGAGAUGAGCAUUCCAAAUCACUAUCUUUGGCUGUACCACGACAAGACGUUGCUCUACAUGUCCAAAUUGACGCUGGUGCUGUCGUGUGCCAUGAAAUUUGAGUCCUAUCCGCAUGAUACACAAAUCUGUUCAAUGAUGAUAGAGAGUCUAUCGCAUACAGUGGAAGACUUGGUAUUUAUUUGGAACAUGACCGAUCCACUGGUCGUCAAUGCUGAGAUCGAGCUGCCACAACUGGACAUAUCAAAUAAUUAUACGACCGAUUGUACCAUCGAGUACUCAACGGGUAAUUUUACAUGUCUGGCGAUUGUGUUUAACUUGCGCCGACGCUUGGGCUAUCACCUGUUUCACACGUAUAUUCCAUCUGCCCUCAUUGUGGUUAUGUCGUGGAUAUCGUUCUGGAUCAAACCCGAGGCUAUACCGGCACGAGUCACUCUCGGCGUUACCUCGCUGCUCACCUUGGCCACACAGAAUACACAAUCGCAGCAAUCUCUGCCGCCCGUUUCAUACGUCAAGGCCAUUGAUGUGUGGAUGUCAUCGUGUUCGGUUUUUGUUUUCCUCUCGCUCAUGGAAUUUGCUGUAGUCAACAAUUACAUGGGUCCGGUGGCAACAAAGGCAAUGAAGGGUUACUCCGAUGAGAAUAUCACAGAUCUAGACGAUCUAAAGGUGAGUUUUUCAAGGGCACUUUUGCUGAUGAUUGAAACUCUGCAGCGUGUAUUGCAGCAUCACCAUCGGGAGUCGAUAAUUGAGCCACAGUAUGAUACAUUCUGCCAUGGCCAUGCCACCGCCAUCUAUAUAGAUAAAUUCUCGCGCUUCUUCUUUCCGUUCUCGUUCUUCAUUCUCAACAUUGUCUACUGGACGACGUUCCUAUGAUUUGAUUGAACCAAGGGAGUUGUUAAGCAAUUAAUGAAAUUAUAAAUACAAAGCGCAUUUGUUUAAAAAUGUAUAUAGUUUGUAAGCCACAAAUAAUUGCAGUAGAUUAUAUAAAAUAUAUAUUAUCGU